Rotaria socialis is the source of this 423-nucleotide messenger RNA. The record is from the annotation of a GenBank genome assembly. Lineage: Eukaryota; Metazoa; Rotifera; Eurotatoria; Philodinida; Philodinidae.
AUGACGAUGAUUUACUUUGCUAUUUUUAUUUUAUUUCUUGCAUCCAGAAUUUCACCUUUGCCUGCACCAACUAUUGCUUAUUUAGUUGAUUUGCCUGCGCCAGCUAUUGUUUAUUCAGCUGUUAUCUAUAAUGCACGCAGGUCAACAAUUCAAUGUACUGUAUUUCGGUCUCAACCAUCAGGACCUAUGCUAAGUUUUGGCCCAUUUACUAUUAAGAAAAAUGAAUAUCAGUUAAUAAAACAAGUAACCUAUGAUAUGGGAACAUGGACAGAAGCUGCAAUAAUAGAGAAAAUUCAAUGUGGAAAUUUAGUAGUGAACGCUCCAUUUGCUAAUGUUGCAUCACCGGUUCAAAAUUGGGAAUUUCGUGUUGAAAAAAAUAAAAUUGUAUCGGUCGGACCAAGUUCAUAUAAUGCUGAUAAUUAA